UGGUUGUCAUUCUGUACUUGAGAGGUCCUGACUUGCAGAUUUCUUAUCUUUUCGAAACGUUUGCAGGGUUUUUUUUUAUACCAUGACUGAUCUGUUCGAGUACAUGCCGACUCACAGCGAGAAUAACAAAAACUUGUACCUAUGUUUUAUCUUGAUUAUUAAAUUCUUGUACAUUUUGAUAUUUCUUGAAGUCGAAAACGAUUUAUAGAUGACCACAGCUCAGAUCCAGUAGCCAUUUUCCGAAAGUUUACAGUUUCAAAAUUGGAGGUACCAGUUAAGCAUCGUGGCCAAAUACGUUAGCAACACACUAACCAAAUAACCAGACUAGUAAAAAUCAGAUUUUUCAUUUUAUUUAAAAAUAACAAUAAAAAUCGUAAAUCAUUACUAUUGUUUGUAACUAUAAACCGACAAGCAAAUUAAUAUAAGAUUCAUGGAUAAAUGUAAAGAAUUCUAUGUCCAUUUGUGGGCAAUCGAAUAGAAAAAGAAGCGGAUAUGGGUUAUGUUCUCAACAUACUUUCGUUUGUUCUAUGGUGAAAAUUUGCCGCGAAAUAUUUAUAGAUCGGAUCAUCUAUAUUUUCAUAAUGAAAAAACGAACACAAAAUAACACUUUGUUUAAUUAUUUCCCUUCACCCACCGGAAGAAAAUCUGUGAAUGCGGAGACGCCGAAUGGCGAUAAGUUCGGGAACGGAAUAACUAGGAAAUCCAUUCACAAGGAUGAUUCUAACGACGAAGAAAUUUCGGUGGCCAAAAAACGCAGUAGAAUACUAGCCUUAAGUAGCGAUUCUGACGAUGGCUCUUCUGAUAAUGAUGCUUAUAAUUCCAACAGCGACAGCCCCCAUCCGAAAAAAAUUAAAAUUCAGAAAAGCCCGGAAGCCUCUCAUAAUGUAUCUAAACAGUCGAUUGCAGAUCUAUACGAAUUUAAAAAAAUUGAGGAACCAAAAGAAACUGAUUUUCAGUAUAAGGAAACCAAAAAUGGUAACCCAAAGGUGAACUUUGAGGAGAAGAGUCAACAGAAAGUGACAUCAGAGACUAGUUGGUUGCAUGAAAGAUUGGAAUUUUUACGCCCUAAUAAAAUAAUGGAUGCCAAUCGAAGGAAGAUUAGCGACGCAGAUUAUGAUCAUCACACUCUUUAUGUGCCCACCGAUUUUCUGAAUUCUCUCACGCCUGCCAUGAGACAGUGGUGGUUGCUGAAAAGUGAACACUUUGAUGCAGUUUUAUUUUUUAAGGUUGGGAAAUUCUACGAACUGUACCAUAUGGAUGCUGUUGUGGGGGUUCAAGAGCUUGGAUUCAGCUAUAUGAAGGGAGACUUUGCCCAUUCUGGUUUCCCUGAAAGCGCUUACAACAAAAUGGCCACCAUGCUGGUAAAUAAGGGUUACAAGGUGGCCAGAGUGGAACAAACCGAAACACCAGAACUGAUGGCGGAACGGUGCAAAAACCAGAAGAAGGUAACCAAAUUUGACAAAGUCGUGGCUAGGGAGAUAUGCCAAGUAACCACCAGAGGGACCUGCGUGUACGGUCCCCAGAUGCCCGAGGCUCAGUUGGAUAAAGGCUUGUACAUGUAUGCAAUUUGUAUGAAGAUAAACCAAGACGGAACGUACAGGUUCGGCAUCUGUUUUGUUGACACUUCUAUUGGUACCUUUCAUCUGGCUCAAUUCGACGACGACAAGCACUGCUCAAAAGUUUUGGCCUUGUUCGCCGAAUACUUGCCCGGAUUGGUGCUUACCGAAAGGGGCGCCAAUUAUGGUACCUUCAAGCAGCGUCUCCAGUUGUAUUACGAAAACGUCAUGCAAGACGCACUUGCGCCGAAAUCGCAGUUUUAUACCGCGUCCGACACCCUCGAGAAGCUAUCUACGGGGUGCUACUUUAAAGACAGGGACGGGAACUUCCAGUGGCCGCAGCUUUUCCGCGACAUUGCCGACGACUGCCUGCCCAAGCCGGAAUACGAGAUGGCGAUAAAAUCGCUGGGCGCUUGCUUGUGGUACCUGCAGAAUUCCCAGCUAGACAUUCACGUAUUCUCCAUCGGCAAAUUCGAGUUGUAUGAGUCAAUUUUAACAGAUUGCCCGAAAGUGUUUGUGGAAAGGGACUAUAUGGUGCUCGAUUCGAUCACGAUCGAAAACCUGAGUCUGUUGGGCGCCAGGGGCAGUUUACAGGGUACCAUUGACUUUUGCUGCACCUCGUUCGGAAAAAGAUUGCUUCAGAAAUGGAUCUGCAAGCCGCUGUGCAAUGUGGAGAAGAUCCGGGCGAGACAGGAGGCCGUGAAGGAGUUGCGCGACGGGGUGCAAUCGUUGGACGCGGCGCGGCAAAUUUUGAAAAAAUUGCCGGACCUGGAACGGCAACUUGCCAAGAUUCAUCAUUACGGCAACAAAUUUUGCGCCACCGAUCACCCAGACGGUCGCGCCGUCUUUUACGAAGCGAAGACCUACUCGAAGAGGAAAAUCAUGGACCUGCUGAAGACGCUCAGGGGCUUUGAGGCGGCUCAACAGGUGGCCGAUGUUUUCAAAGGCUGCCGGUCGCGUUUAUUGAGGAAAAUCACCCAGUCCCACCCCGACGGCGUCAACUUGGACCUGACCGAAAUUCUGGACUAUUUCAAGGGCGCGUUCGACCACGAGGAGGCCGAGACCAACGGCAAAAUUAUCCCCAAAAGGGGCGUGGACGGCGACUACGAUCGGGUCAACGUCGCUAUAGACGACAUCAACGCGGAACUGGACGCCUACCUCGAGGAGCAGUCGUCGUUUUUCGGUUGCCGCGUCCAAUACUUCGGCACCGACAAGAAGAGGUACCAGCUGGAGGUGCCCGAACAUAGGGCCAAUCGCGCGAACGCCGACUACCAGUUGGAGGGCUCCAAAAAGGGCUCGAAACCGUGUCGACGAUUUUCGACGGAAACGACCAAGGAGCUCCUGCAUAGAAUGCUGCGCGCCGAACAGGAGCGCAACAAAAUAAUCCUCGACCUGAACCGGAGGAUAUUCGAAAAGUUCAGCGAGAAGUACGACAAAUGGCAGCAGGUCAUCCACUGUCUCACCACGUUGGACGUGUUGUGCUCGUUGGCGCAGUACGCGCGCGGUUACGCGCAGGAGAUUUGCAUCCCCGACGUCGAACCCUUCGCGGAACACCCGUACGUCACGAUCGAGGACGGACGUCAUCCGUGCGUCGCCGAGGUCGACGGCUUCGUGCCCAACAGCGUCACUUUGGGGCGCCGCGACGCUCGCGGCGCCCUCAUGAUACUCACCGGCCCGAAUAUGGGCGGCAAAUCGACUCUGAUGCGUCAGACCGCCACCAUAUGCAUCAUGGCGCAAAUCGGUGGGUUCGUGCCGGCGUCUCGCUGCUCGAUGAGCUUGAUAGACCGAGUGUUUACUCGAUUAGGCGCGUCGGACGACAUCGUCCACGGCCUGUCGACUUUCUUCGUGGAGCUGACGGAGGCGUCGACGAUUUUGAAGCACGCGUCGCGCCAAUCGCUGCUCAUCGUCGACGAACUGGGACGGGGCACGUCCACUUACGACGGAAACGCGAUCGCUACCGCUUACGUCCAGAAGCUCGCCGAGAUCGAAUGCCGUACGCUGUUCUCCACACACUACCAUAACCUCGUCGAGUACUUCGCCGAUAAGGAGGGUAUCAAGCUGAGUCACAUGGCCUGUAUGGUGGAGAACGACGAGGACGCUAGCAAAGAGUCCGUAACGCUGCUGUAUAAACUAGCAGGAGGGCGGUGCCCCAAGUCCUUCGGCUUUAACGCCGCGAAAUUGGGCGGCCUGCCCGAUCGCGUGGUGGCGCGGGCCCGAAUUUUGGCGACAGAAAUCGAACACGAGGACCGGAACAAGCAGGCGUUUAAAAAGAUUUUCGUCGACGGUGUCCCCAUUCGAGACGUUAGGAAUAUACUCAAGCAGCUCACGCUUUAAGUGUUUUUUUUUUUUAAUUUUGUAAAGACCAAUAUCUGUUUUUAUUAUUUUCUCAUUUACUUCUAAGCAUAAAACAAGUUACUUUUAAUUAGUUAUUAAAACCUUUCAACCCUUUAUUGGAUCUGAAUUUAUAAAUGUUGAGCGUA
Molecule: messenger RNA, 4036 nt
Organism: Cylas formicarius (sweet potato weevil)
Lineage: Eukaryota; Metazoa; Arthropoda; Insecta; Coleoptera; Brentidae
Gene: Msh6
Product: probable DNA mismatch repair protein Msh6
Exons: 15
Coding region: 453-3890 (1145 amino acids)
Biological process (GO): mismatch repair
Cellular component (GO): MutSalpha complex; nucleus
Molecular function (GO): ATP-dependent DNA damage sensor activity; mismatched DNA binding; ATP binding
Source: RefSeq, a predicted model, not a curated record